Phoenix dactylifera (date palm) is the source of this 2535-nucleotide messenger RNA. Its product is annotated as protein SOSEKI 5-like. Lineage: Eukaryota; Viridiplantae; Streptophyta; Magnoliopsida; Arecales; Arecaceae. The record is from RefSeq and is a predicted model, not a curated record.
CUCAGGCAGUAGUCAACAGAGUCUACAGUAGCGGUAAUUUGUAACUUUACACAAGCUAUCAUCAAUGGAGCAUAAUUUUUGCACUACUAUGAUAGCCGCCACAUCAUCCAUCUUGAAGGUGGAUGGCUUUCAUUUAUCCCACGAACACACUUUUUAGUACGGUACGCAGCAUGAGUGGGGAUGAAGGAGUGCCAUCAUUUGCGCGAUGUAUAACGUGGUAGCUAUUAGCAUAAAAGUAGCAUCGAUCCGCUUGUUAGCAAUGUCAUUGUUCCGAAAAGGCCUUCUCCUACAUCUUUAGUUCUAAACUCAUGUAACAGAUUAAGUGUUCCAAUGUUUCCAAAUGUUUGUUUAAUGCCGGUAUAGACAUUGGCCUGUGUUCAUCCAAUCUCCACUUGAAAUGAACAUUGGACCUCUAGUUAAAACGCAGCCAUGUCAUACUCCUCAUUUACAGAGACAAAAGAUCAUGAAAGCUCCCGCACAAACUCGUGUGAUGGCACAAAGCUGAUCCCAUUCUCUUUGUCCAGUAUCUAGGUUAAGAUUAGAUCCACCAUGACACCCAUCAUAAUAGCCAUAAAAGCUUCUUCUUAUGUUAAAUGUGUGAAUAAUAUGUUUUUAAUGAGAGCUGAUGAUUUAGUCAAAAAAAUGAUAGCGGUUAAAAUAGUAGCCAUAAUUUUGCAUCUCCCUGCACCAAGACUCCAUGUGUAGCGGCAUUACCAAAUAGCAUCCUCAUUUUUUUAUUAUUUCUUACUAUAACAGUCAUUACAAUAAUCAUUAUCUUACUCUAUGAUAAACCUACUAUCGAUAUAGAAUCUUGGAUAGGCUUCAUAAGUCUAUUCGUUGGACUUUGGAGUUAAAAAAAAACGUUCAUUUCUUGUUGCCUAAUGCCUAUCUAAUACUAGUUGACUCUUGCUAUAAUGGUGCUUGAGGGAAUUUUUUAGCCAAAAAAAACUUGAUUGUUCUUUAUUUGUUUCAUUACUCAUCCUUGGCUGUGCAUUGGUCGUGCUUGUUUAAAAAAUCGCAUUAGUUGAUCCAUGAAUGGUGGAAAAAAUUGAAUUGAAAACAUGAAGUAGAUAGGAUCUGUAACUUGGAUUAGAUUAUUUAUUUUAUAUUAACUUGUUACUGUGAUUCCAUGUGCUCAUUCUGUUGGUUUCCGGUUGUCCGCCGAAUCCCUUUUUGAAUCCCACCGGCUCCUUGCUCUUUUCACGCUCUCCUCGUCCCCUGACCCUACUCUCCAUCAUUUAUUCUUCUCUAAUCCUAUGUUUAAACUUUAAACGUUCACUCCCCCUGUUUACUCUCCUCUAACCCUCUAUCUAAACCGUAAAUUUUCGAAGACAAUGGCGGUCUCUUCGAGGGGAAAGAGCGAGCUUUGGGGUCAAGAGAGAAGGACGGCCGAGAGGAAAGCCUCGGUGGUCUACUACCUCUCGAGAGACGGCCAAUUGGAGCACCCUCACUUUCUGGAAGUCCCGCUCUCCUCCACCGAAGGGCUUUAUCUCAGAGAUGUCAUCAAUCGUCUCUGCGUUCUCAGAGGGAAAGAGAUGGCUGCCAUGUACUCGUGGUCUUCCAGAAGGAGAUAUAAGAACGGAUUUGUGUGGUUCGAUCUCUGCGAAGAGGACUUCGUCUACCCAAUUCACGACCAAGAAUACAUUCUCAAAGGAUCGGAGCUCUUCCACCUCGGUAACUCUUCUCCUACAUCCGAGAAGCCUCCCGAAAUCUCUAAUUUCGUCCGAGACGUUUCCGAUAUUCCCGUCUCGAGAAGAAAGAUGACGUCUUGGGACUCUUUCGAUCUCAACGAGUCCACGGCCUACAAAAGCGAACCGACGGGUGUCACCGCCGUCAAAUUCUCCGACGCCUCGACCCAGACCGACGGCCUGCGGCACGGGCGACGAGCUCCCAUCGGAGAAGACAGGCAAGCGGAGACCGCGAAUCCCGAACCGACGGAGCUCGGGACGGACGAGAUCUCGCCUCCGCCGUCCCCCUCGAGCCCGGAGACGCUGGUGGCGGUGAUCAAAGCCGACGGCCGGAUCGUCGCGAUACGCCCGGAGGAUAGGAGUCAUCGGACGGUGGGCGCCUGCCCGAAAGGGAGGGCGAGGGCGUCGGCGGUCCUGAUGCAUCUGAUCUCGUGCGGCUCGAUCUCGGUGAAGGAGCAGGGGAUCUCGCUGGUGUCCCAGUACAGGGGAAGACUGCCGAUGGAGGCCGUGUCAGGGCGCAUGGGAUUGGAGGACAAGAAGUAUUUUAGUGGGAGUUUGAUUGAAACGAGGGGGUUGGGAAAUGGUGGCGUUGGAGAAUUCACCGGCUUGAAGCGGUCGGCUUCCUGUAAUGCUGCCAGGACCUUAAGAAUGGAAUUAAGCAAGGAAAUCGAGGAUGACCAUGCCAAAUGCAUGCCCAGAAAGCCCAAGAGAGGGAAAGAAAGGAACCUGCCCAUCACACGCGGCAUACACCAGAGCAGAAGGAUAAAUGGUUGACCACCCUAUAACUAGAACCAGAUGAUUCAGUUUGUAAAACUGAUUUUCUUUUUUAAUUUCUCGAUCUUUAAAA